GUCAACCAGUGUAAAGUCUGCACACCAGUAAUGACAGACGACCGACCAACCAACAUCCCUAGUGUGCUUUUUUAGAACUUGUUUUGGAUACUUAGUUGUUCCUGUCUGAACCAGCAGCAGGAUCUAGAGUUUCACUGUUUCUUUCCUACUGUAUCCAUAUUCACAACAAGACAGCCCUGAACGUCUUUCAGACAUUGAAACAUUGAGACAGUGACGAGGCCAGAUCACAGAAUCACAGACAACAGUAUAGAUGGAGACAUCUGACAUCACUGACCUAUAACACCCUUUCUUCCCCUCUCUCUCCCUUCUCUCCUUUCAGGUGAAUGGGGUGAACGUGGAGGGCAUGCGCCAUGCGGAGGUCGUGGCCUUCAUAAAGAGAGGAGGAGAUGAGACCAGGCUGCUGGUGGUGGACCCUGACACAGACCAUCACUAAGAAGAUGGGCGUCACCCCGUUGGCCAGCCACGUCAAAGACUAUGACGGUCCGUCCAUAUCCAACGGCUCCCCCAGUCCUCAGAUCAACGGCAGCUUCACCAGCCGCUCCAUGCAGUCACACCACUCUGACCUGAGCAGUCCAGACAACAGCCUGCAGCUGGGAGAGGACGAGGCGAGCCGUCUGAUGGACCCCUUUGCUGAGAUCGGCCUGCUCCUGAGUCCCACAGCGGCUGAGGCCAAAGAGAAGGCCCACGCCAAGAGAGCCAAGAAGAGAGCCCCUCAGAUGGACUGGGACAAAAAACACCAGCUCUUCAGCAACUUCUGAACUUUUCUGCCACCCAAUGAGAGAAGCAGAAAGACUGUCGCAUUUGACAUUUCUGAAACUUACCUUCAACAUCCCUACCCGUUACCCCACCACCACUACCACCCAAUCCAACAGAAGAGAAUACGCAGAUAGAAUGUUGUUCUUUGAACGUUGGCAAUCCAACACCCACUCCCCCCUGCUUCCAAAAUGGACGGGAUGGAAUGAUGGGCAUCUCAUCCUUUACCCCUUCUUUCACCCUUCUCUAUACCCUCAUCCCACCCCAGAGAGAGCUUGUCUGCUGGACUGAACUUGUCUGCUGGAC
Messenger RNA from Salvelinus sp. IW2-2015, 1059 nucleotides. RefSeq names its product Na(+)/H(+) exchange regulatory cofactor NHE-RF1. Gene Ontology annotation, biological process: protein localization to plasma membrane. Gene Ontology annotation, cellular component: apical plasma membrane. Gene Ontology annotation, molecular function: signaling receptor binding; protein-membrane adaptor activity. The record is from RefSeq and is a predicted model, not a curated record. Lineage: Eukaryota; Metazoa; Chordata; Actinopteri; Salmoniformes; Salmonidae.